AUGGAUUGGGGAGCUCUGCACACCAUUUUAGGAGGGGUCAAUAAGCACUCCACCAGCAUCGGGAAGAUAUGGCUCACAGUACUGUUCAUCUUCCGCAUCAUGAUCCUGGUUGUGGCUGCAGAGAGGGUCUGGGGAGACGAACAAGAUGACUUCAUCUGCAACACUCUGCAACCUGGUUGCAAGAAUGUUUGCUAUGACCACUUUUUCCCCAUCUCUCACAUCAGACUCUGGGCCCUGCAGCUGAUCUUUGUUUCCACACCUGCAUUGCUGGUGGCCAUGCAUGUAGCUUACAGGAGGCACGAGAAGAAGAGGCAGUUCAGAAAGGGAGACCAGAAAUGUGAAUACAAGGACAUUGAAGAAAUCAGACAACAGAGGUUUCGUAUCGAGGGCUCUUUGUGGUGGACGUACACCAGCAGCAUCUUCUUCAGACUGGUCUUUGAAGCAGUCUUUAUGUAUGCAUUUUAUUUCAUGUAUGAUGGGUUCCGAAUGCCUCGCUUAAUGAAGUGUAAUGCUUGGCCCUGCCCCAACACAGUAGACUGCUUUGUUUCUCGACCUACUGAAAAGACGGUGUUCACUAUUUUCAUGAUUGCUGUGUCCAGCAUUUGCAUUCUUUUAAAUGUGGCUGAAUUAUGUUACUUACUGACAAAAUUUUUCCUCAGAAGGUCUAAAAGAGCUGGAAAUCAAAAACAACACCCCAACCAUGAGACUAAAGAAGAAACCAAGCAAAAUGAAAUGAAUGAGUUAAUAUCUGAUAGCUGUCAGAACACAGUUAUAGGGUUUACAAGUAGCUAAGGUGGUAUCAGUACUGGUGUUCACUCUUUUUGGAGUGAAUGUUCUUUGUUUAAAGGCUGCAAAUGAAAUUUGUUAUAUGAAACAAUUUUAAGUUGGUGAGACUUUCAUACAUAGUCUCAGGUGUUAAUUAUGCACGCUUGAAGGAAGUCAGGGCAGCCUAAACAUGUGAAGAUUGUGUGAGGAUUAAAUAGGAAAGUGUAUCUUCCUAUGAGUAUCCUUACAAGCUGACUACAACAAGUGGGAAGCCCACUAAUACCU
This is a messenger RNA of Mesitornis unicolor (brown roatelo), 1050 nucleotides long. RefSeq names its product gap junction beta-6 protein. Bases 1 to 792 code for a protein of 263 amino acids. The transcript has a single exon. The record is from RefSeq and is a predicted model, not a curated record. NCBI's taxonomy places the organism in Eukaryota, Metazoa, Chordata, Aves, Mesitornithiformes, Mesitornithidae. Gene Ontology annotation, cellular component: connexin complex. Gene Ontology annotation, biological process: cell communication.